UCAUCCAGAGAGUAGUAACGCUAAGAGAAGGAAAAUGGCAGAAGUAGCACCAGCUCCAGCCGCCGCCCCGGCGAAAGCAGCCAAGAAGAAGGCGGCAACCAAGCCCAGGAAAGUCGGUCCGAGCGUCAGCGAGCUUAUCGUCAAAGCUGUGGCCGCAUCCAAGGAGCGCAGCGGCGUGUCUGCAGCUGCCCUCAAGAAGAACCUGGCUGCCGGAGGCUACGAUGUGGACAAGAACAAGUCCCGCGUCAAGAUCGCCAUCAAGAGCCUGGUGGCGAAGGGGAUUCUGGUCCAGACCAAGGGGACCGGAGCAUCCGGCUCCUUCAAGAUGAACAAGAAGGUGGCCGAGCCCAAAGCCAAGAAGCCCGCAACCAAGAAAGCCGCUCCUAAAGCCAAGAAGCCCGCAGCAAAGAAAGCCGCAGCGGCCAAAAAGCCCAAAGCAGCGGCAGCCAAGAAGCCAGCAGCCGCCGCUAAGAAAUCCCCGAAGAAGGCCAAGAAACCCGCAGCGGCAGCUAAGAAAGCAACCAAGAGCCCCAAGAAGGCCAAGAGUCCCAAGAAAGUGGCAGCAAAGAAGCCCGCAGCAGCCAAGAAAGCUCCCGCUAAGAAGGCUGCAAAGCCCAAAGUCAAGAAAGUAGCACCCAAGAAGAAGUGAGCUGUUGCUGAAGCAGAAACGUUCUUCCAAACGGCUCUUUUAAGAGCCACCCACCUCACUUUAAAGAGUUUAUUCCGGUGUGUUGAGUCUUGAUAUAUAGUUACUAAUAAUUAUGUUACUACAAUCAAUCACGUCUUUUAAUAAGAUGAGAUGCGUGUGAGCCAGCAUAUAUACAGGUUUGCAGAUGUGCUGAGUACAGGCUGGAUGUUGCCAACCUGAGCAAUGGUGACUAGGUUUUGUAAAUAUCUUUUGAUCACAUUGACAAGUACAUACACAGAUCACAAACAAAAUUUUAAAAUUCUCUCACUCACCACUGUAUCUGUUCACAUGGUGGGUUCCUUUUACCCACUCCUGAUGUUAACAGCGAGGCAUCACCUCUGUGUCAUUUUUGCUUUAAUGCUGUACUAAAUUUAUCCCUACCCACCUUUUCUUCUCUAAUUUCAAAGCCUGGGGAUUAAUGCAAGAUUUUUUUUUUUUCAAAAUAAAUUGUUACUGUAAUUUUUAUUUGGCUCAGUCCAGCAUUUUUUGAUUUGACAAUGCUAUGAUACU
Messenger RNA from Chelmon rostratus (copperband butterflyfish), 1198 nucleotides. RefSeq names its product histone H1-like. The coding region runs from base 35 to 649 and encodes 204 amino acids. Gene Ontology annotation, molecular function: structural constituent of chromatin; DNA binding. Lineage: Eukaryota; Metazoa; Chordata; Actinopteri; Chaetodontiformes; Chaetodontidae. Gene Ontology annotation, biological process: nucleosome assembly. The record is from RefSeq and is a predicted model, not a curated record. Gene Ontology annotation, cellular component: nucleosome. The transcript has a single exon.